Messenger RNA from Vigna umbellata (rice bean), 2186 nucleotides. NCBI's taxonomy places the organism in Eukaryota, Viridiplantae, Streptophyta, Magnoliopsida, Fabales, Fabaceae. The record is from RefSeq and is a predicted model, not a curated record.
AUGCCAACAGUAGACUCUGAAGCAUGCUUCUUCGUGCUGUCGUGGUUUAUUCUUUUACUGAUGUGUGCUGUGGUGCUGCGUGAUUUAAUCAUGCCUUAUCUUCUCCGACGGAUGAAGGCUGAUGUGAAUGCCCAACUUCCAAAGAAGACGGAGCAUGUUCUAUUUUGCAGCCUUACACCAGAACAAGUAUCUGCUUACAGAGCAUUUUUAGCUAGCACUGAUGUGGAGCAAAUAUUGGAUGGACACAGGAAUUCUCUUUAUGGAAUUGAUGUGAUGCGCAAGAUCUGUAACCACCCUGAUCUACUUGAAAGGGAUCAUGCCUUCAGUGAUCCAGAUUAUGGAAAUCCAGAACGUAGUGGGAAAAUGAAAGUUGUUGGUCAAGUGCUUAAUGUUUGGAAGGAACAGGGUCACCGUGUUCUCCUUUUUACUCAAACCCAACAAAUGCUUGACAUUUUUGAGAAUUUUUUGACAUCUUCUGGUCAUGUUUAUCGGAGAAUGGAUGGUCUUACUCCUGUUAAACAGAGAAUGGCCUUAAUAGAUGAAUUUAAUGCCUCAAGUGAAAUAUUUAUUUUCAUUUUAACGACCAAAGUUGGGGGUUUGGGGACCAAUCUUACAGGUGCAGAUAGGGUGAUCAUCUUUGACCCUGACUGGAAUCCCUCAAAUGAUAUGCAGGCCAGAGAGCGGGCUUGGCGUAUUGGUCAGAAGCGGGAUGUAACCGUGUAUAGGUUGAUAACACGGGGAACUAUUGAGGAGAAAGUGUAUCACCGUCAGAUUUACAAACAUUUUCUUACAAAUAAGAUAUUGAAGAAUCCACAACAGAAAAGGUUCUUUAAGGCCCGGGAUAUGAAAGAUCUUUUCGUACUUAACGUGGAUGGAGAAACUGGGUCAACUGAAACUUCAAAUAUUUUUAGUCAAAUAUCUGAAGAAGUGAAUGUCAUUGGGACACUGAAAGAAAAUAAGGAUAAGAAUGAACAUAGCCAAACUGCCAAACUGGAUUCUGAGGAUGUUGCAGUUAAUAAUGAUGACAAGUCAGAGAGAGGAUCUUCGGAGGGGAAGGGGAAAGAGAAGGUUGAACUUUAUAACGGGGUUGAUGAUGGAACAGAUAUAUUGAAAAGCCUUUUUGAUGCCAAUGGGAUACAUAGUGCCGUGAACCAUGAUUUGAUCAUGAAUGCCCAUGAUGAGGAGAAGAUGAGACUUGAAGAGCAAGCAUCCCAAGUUGCUCGAAGAGCUGCAGAAGCUUUACGUAAGUCACGAAUGCUCAGAAGCCAUGAUAGUGUAUCUGUUCCUACGUGGACAGGAAGGUCAGGAACUGCUGGUGCACCAUCAUCUGUUCGUCAGAAGUUUGGUUCAACCGUGAAUCCCCUAUUGGUAAGUAAAAGCAAGGUAUAUGACGAGUUACCCAGCAAGGGAACGACAAAAUUAAAUGGAUUCGCUGCUGGGGCAUCCGCAGGUAAAGCUUUAUCUUCUGUCGAACUUUUAGCUCAAAUUCGAGGUAACCAAGAGAAAGCCAUUGGUGCUGGGCUCGAACAUCAGUCUAGCAUGUUGUCAAGUUCCACGAAUCAAGCAAGAUCUGUAGAUGUUAGAUCUUCCAGGGCUACUGCAAGUUCAUCUGGAUUACAACCUGAAGUAUUGAUUCGGCAAAUCUGCACUUUUAUACAACAGCGAGGGGGUAGUUCUGAUUCAGCCAGCAUAGUUUAGUAUUUUAAGGAACGUAUUCCCUCACAAGAUCUUGCCCUGUUCAAGAAUCUGUUAAAGGAAAUUGCGACUCUGCAUAAAGGAUCAAAUGGAUCUCAUUGGGUUCUGAAACCAGACUAUCAAUUCUGAUAUCAGACACUACCAAUAGGAGUGAGUUAUUUGCCAAUAUUCCUAUGCCAACAGUAGACUCUGAAGCAUGCUUCUUCGUGCUGUCGUGGUUUAUUCUUUUACUGAUGUUAGUUUAUGUAUGAGACAGUCGCGAAGAAUGCCUGUAGAGCCCGUUUUUGAGUUCUUAGCUCAAUUUUGCACACGGAAAAGGGAUAAAUAGUUUCACAGGCACCUCUAUGGAGUGCGGUAAAUAGUAGUUUUGUAAAGCCGCAUGGUUAUUUCUAUUUUUAUUCAUUUGGUUAUCUAAGUAAAGAGACAAUUCCUUUAACAUCAAUAAUACUUCCUUUUAAUCUUAACUAAGCAUUCUCAUGUGUAGACUUAUU